Messenger RNA from Penaeus indicus, 2284 nucleotides. Its product is annotated as UNC93-like protein MFSD11. Lineage: Eukaryota; Metazoa; Arthropoda; Malacostraca; Decapoda; Penaeidae. The coding region runs from base 679 to 1746 and encodes 355 amino acids. The transcript has 7 exons. The record is from RefSeq and is a predicted model, not a curated record.
CGCAUGCCUGCUAUGUGGCCUUGUUGGUCGGGAGAGACAAUGCAGAAGAAGAUAAGAAAAGAGGCGGACCCUGUUCCGUGUACGUCCGUAACUCAGCGAACGUUAUCUUCAAAACUCUAUAUUUCUACAGGAAAAGGAGAUAACAGAAAUCCCUUUACAACUUUGUAGAGGAAACAAGCAUUCAGAGGACGGGAACAACAUGCCUCUUGUAUUUAAAGAUAAUCUAAUUGAAACAACUGGCUCUAAGAAGUGGGGAUGGUUUAUGCGAUAAAAGACCUGUGUCUUGGUGUUCGUACUAGCGUAUUACAGAAAGGUGUAUAGUGUGUUAAUGCAACCGCGACAUUUAGACCUACUAACUAUUCCAGGAAUACUCUGUAUCAUCGUUUCUGCAUCUUACUCAUAUCGUCAGUUUUUAUUUGUCCCAUUGUAAUAUAUUGCAAAAGAUCCGGUACUACUUACACAGAGAAAUAUUCAAACUGUAGAAAAGAAAGAAGCAAGAACCUCCAAUUAUUUGAUCGAGGCAUUUCUUAAAAGCAACUAGUGAUCAAGAGCAUCCAACAAGAUGACCCGGGCUUCAGGGGCUCCGGCUACAUCUCCCUGGCCGUCAUCUACGCCGUCUUCGCCACGUUCAACUGGCUGGCCCCGUCCUGCCUCAGCUUCCUGGGGCCCAAGCUCACCAUGAUCGUCGGGGGCGCCACCUACGUAAUAUUCAUCGCAUGUUUCCUUUGGCCUCAGACGUGGCUCCUAUACCUGACCUCGGUUCUUGUAGGCAUCGGGGCGGCCCUCUUCUGGGCGGGUGAGGGCAACUACCUUACUCUCAUGUCCGACCAAGAUACCAUCGCGCGGAACUCUGGCAUCUUCUGGGCUCUGUUUCAAAGCAGCCUCCUCUUCGGAAACAUCUUCGUGUACUACAUGUUCAUGGGGAAGGACACCAUCGACAGCGGGACGCGCCUCGUGGUGUUCGCGGCGCUGACGGGGGUGGCGCUGGUCGGCCUGGCGAUCCUGCUGGCGCUGCCCAAGCCCGGCGCCGACGGGAGCGGCCGCCAGGACGACAUGGGAGGGCCGCUCAACGCCCUCAAGAAAUCCUUCGAGCUCUUCAAGACGCGAGACAUGAUCCUGCUGUCGGUGACUUUCUUCUACACGGGUCUAGCCCUGUCCUUCUUCAGCGGCGUCUACAGCACCUGCGUUGGCUCCACACUAAGGUUUAGCGAUCCCGCCCGCCUCGUUGGUAUAUCUGGCAUGUGUCUCGGUAUCGGAGAAAUAUCAGGUGGUGCAAUUUUUGGCAUAUUUGCUGGCAAGACAGUUACAAAAGGAAGGGAUCCUAUUGUGCUCAUAGGAUUCCUAACACACCUGCUUGCCUUUUUCCUCAUCUUCCUAAAUCUUCCUACCAAGUCUCCUCUCGAUCGCACUUUUGAUCCUAGUUUCUUCCCAGGAGGCCAGCCGAGCGAGUUUGUCGCCCUGCUCUGUAGCGCCAUGCUGGGCUUCGGUGACGCCUGCUUCAACACGCAGAUCUACUCCAUCCUUGGCUCCAUCUACCAGGACAACUCGGGCCCUGCUUUCGCCCUGUACAAGUUCACGCAGUCGCUAUCUACCGCUGCCUGCUUCUUCUAUUCAAGUGUGUUGGAGCUAUACUCCCAACUUGAUAUCCUUACAACGUUCUGUAUGGCGGGCACCAUAACCUUCUGUAUAGUAGAGUGGAAAGUCCAAGUCACUGCACCGUCUUCCCAACAAGGCUUGAAAAUAUAAAUUAAAAAAUGCAUAAUUCAUAAGUUUGUAAAUUUUACUUGCUCCUGCUGUUUCUGUUUCUCGCAUCUGGCCGGUAUGUGAGGUACUACAACCUGCACUGUAAUUAUUUUCUUUAACUAUUUUCAGUGUUUAUCCUUUUCUAAUAUCUAUUUAUCUCCAUGUUGACAGAGUGACUGAUAGAUAGCCCAAUGAAGAUUUGUUUGUUAUAUUGUUGUGCUACUUAGAAAUAGAUGAAGAGUCGUUUGCUUGAUAAAGAAGUUAUUUUUUAUGGGAUACUUGUAUCUUCAUAACAACUUAACAGCAAUGGUUAUCACAAAAAUGGUUUAUUUGCUAACUCACUAAAGAGGAAAUUAGUGUUUCCUGUUGGGGUUUGUGGCAAACAAUAUAUGCCAUGUCAACAACUGUUUCAAAAAAAAAGUUCGAGCAAAACUAAUUCCCAACAACAUUCCGAAUUUCUACACUGAAAGAUAUAUGCGGUGACUCGGGAUUGUAUAUGAAUAUAUUACUUACAAUAUAUACUUUGAUAUGAAUGAUAACU